Molecule: messenger RNA, 2983 nt
Organism: Myzus persicae (green peach aphid)
Lineage: Eukaryota; Metazoa; Arthropoda; Insecta; Hemiptera; Aphididae
Product: WD repeat-containing protein 44
Exons: 8
Coding region: 86-2869 (927 amino acids)
Molecular function (GO): protein binding
Source: RefSeq, a predicted model, not a curated record
UUAAAAACUUCAAAUCCAUUUCAUAUAUUAAAAAAUAAUUAUGUUCAAACAAUAAAUUCUAGAUUACAAUGUUUAUUUUUUAAAAAUGUCAAAUACUAGUAGUGAUACUGAUGAGUUUUUUGAUGCUGAAGAUUUUGCAGUUCGUGAUCAAAAUGAACAAUCCAAACAAACUAUCAAAACCGAAAAAGAACUUUUGGAAGAAAAAAAAAAAAAUAUGACAUUCAAAAUAUCAAGUGCUCCCAAAUCGGUUUCAGAGCACAAUGGUCGCCGUAAAUUCAAUGAAAUUCGGCAGCACAUGCAAAUUGAUGAAGACGAAAUGCAAGCUGUAUCUCCAACAGAAAGUCAAGCCUCAUCAGCUGAUGGAGUAUUCUUAGCACCUUCACAUAGACCUAGUCAUCCUUUUAGAGUUAUUGAGCCUGAUGGAGCAUCUGUGCAAAGUAUAUUAUCCUUGGGCAAAGUUGGUCGAUUAUUGGGAAGUGUUCCUACUGAUCAUUUCAUAGGAAAAGAAUCUGCUCUACGGCCAUCAGAAAACAAUAAAUUAUCUGAACCGGACACACCUGUUUCUAUUGAAGAAAAACCUAUUGUACCUCCUGAACCUUUUACAGCUUUCCAUGAACCUGAUGUAAUUGCAAGCACAAAAUUUUCAAAUAAUGGUACUGUUAGUAUAGAUACUGAUAGACCUAUUGCCCCUCCAAGACGACGAAGACGCAAACAAAUAAACAUUUCAAUUGAAAACGAUGGUGCUAAAAUAGAAGAUAAUUCAAAUAAAUUGAAUAUUGAAAAAGAUGAAACUAGUGUCAAUUGUUUAACAAGUCCAGUGAGUACUAUAGAAUCACUGACAAGAGAAUUAGAGCAUUCGUUAGAUCUUCAUUCUGCUACCAAAGGUCAAUACAUUGUAAAUCAUCAUGAUAGAGAAAAACCAGUUCUUAAUAUCAUUAAAGAAGCAAUUGAAGAAGUAAAAGAAAAAUCUAAAACAAUUGCUUCGCAUAGUAAUACCUACCCAAUGGCUGGUUCAAGUGGUAUAACUUCUAAUCGAUCUUGUAAUCGUGUUGCUUCACGGGAACGUCGAAGAUCAGCUGGCGAUGAGCAGGAGUUAAGAGAUCAGCAGCUAAAUAUGUUUUUAAAAACUCAUACAGAUUCCGGGAAAAAAUUAACUGAUAUAGAAAUACUGGAACAAAUAACUGUGCUAAAUUUGGAUACCGGGGAAAGAGUUCCACUAAGUAUAGCUGAAGAUAAAUUACCACAAUGCAUUAACCCAUUAUCUCUACAUAUAAUGCGCUUAACAUCAGAAUAUGUAAGCACUCCAAAUUUAGAUUCCCAUUCAUUUAGAACGAAUUCUAUUAAGAAACUUAAAGAAUCUGAUGAAGAAAGCAUAGGCAGUAAAUCUAAUGAUACAGUAGCUACUGAACGAGAUGAUCCUGUUGAUGAAUCUGCCAUACGUCGUCGCACAGCAAGAAUCAAACGAUUUUUGGGUACUACUGUUAAAAAAACUGUAAAUAAAGCUAGAACUAUCGCACAUGAAGUAUCACAUGUAAGGCACAAAGAAGAUGUUAUGGAGAUUGUAGAUUUAGUAGAAAGGCCACAGCCCGCAACUGACGUUCCUAAUGCUCCUCAAGUUAAUGAAACAUUCAAAUUGAGAGCAUCAAAUAGCCAUAAAGGACCCUAUGAAUUUGAUUCUGUUCAGCAUGUUCAGGAAUUCUGCCAUGAACAUACUGGUCCUGUAUGGUGUAUGAAAUUUUCUAUGUGUGGUAGACUAUUGGCUACUGCUGGACAAGACCGUGUACUUCGAGUUUGGGUUUUGCGAGAUGCUUAUAAAGAUUUUCACGAAAUGCGAAAAAAAUAUGAUGCUGAUAAAGUUUCUCCAACCCCGUCAACAGAAUCUUUAGUUUCUCAACUCUCAGUAGAUGAUCAAUCAUUUUCAGCUGAUCCAGAUGAUCGUGGGCCAUUUAUGUCACGUCCAUUUUGUACUUACACAGGACAUCGUUCUGAUUUGCUGGAUAUAGCUUGGUCAAAAAAUUACUUUGUUCUGUCAUCAUCAAUGGACAAAACUGUUAGACUAUGGCAUAUAAGCAGAAGAGAAUGUUUAUGUUGUUUUCAACAUAUUGAUUUUGUGACAGCUAUAUGUUUUCAUCCACGUGAUGAUCGAUAUUUUUUGAGUGGAUCACUGGAUGGAAAACUUCGUCUUUGGAAUAUUCCUGAUAAAAAAGUAGCUGUUUGGAAUGAAGUUGAAGGACAGACUAAACUCAUAACUGCUGCUAAUUUUUGUCAAAAUGGUAAAUUUGCUGUUGUAGGUUCAUAUGAUGGUCGGUGUAUAUUUUACACAACAGAUCAAUUACGGUAUCAUACCCAAAUACAUGUGCGUUCUACCAGAGGCCGAAAUUCAACGGGGCGCAAAAUUAGUGGUAUUGAACCAAUGCCUGGUGAAGAUAAAGUGUUGGUAACUUCGAAUGACAGCCGCAUUAGAUUAUAUGAUCUCAGAGACUUAAAUCUGUCUUGCAAGUAUAAGGGCUAUGUUAAUAUAAGUAGUCAAAUCAAAGCUAGUUUCAGUCACGACGGAAAAUACAUUGUAUGUGGGUCAGAAAAUCAAUGCAUAUAUGUUUGGAAAACCCAUCAUGACUAUUCAAAAUUCACAUCAGUAAGACGAGAUCGAAACGAUUACUGGGAAGGAAUCAAAGCUCAUAAUGCUGUUGUAACAUGCGCAAUUUUCGCCCCUAAUCCAGAAGUGGUGUUUAGACAAAUGAAAACAGAUGAAAAUAGUAGCCAAGAUGGCUAUGUUUUUGUAAGCGCAGAUUUUAAUGGUUGUAUACGUGUAUUUGUCAAUCGAAUGAAACCUAAACAUAGUUCGUUACCAGCCAGUGCUAUGGCAUAAUUUUAUUCAACCAGAAUUGGAAUUUUUAUUUUAAUAUUACAAUUUUAUGCUUGGCUUCGUAAUGUAAAUAAAAAAACUUUGAUUAUUGAAAUAAAUUUUAUAUGUUAUUAAUUA